AUGUCUUUCCUUCAUAAUCAUUCUUGCGAGUGCGUUAAGUCAGAAUUGGAUUUGUUUGCACUACCGUCUACACAAACUAGCAUUGAAAAUGGAUUGUGGAUUCAUUAUAAACCAAUUUCAUCUCUUGGUGAUGAUGGACCUAUCGAGUUUCAAGUUCCUGGGACCGGCGAUGACUACAUAGAUUUGUCUCAUACAUUACUCCACAUAAAGGCAAAAGUAUUAAAUCAAGAUUCAACUAACUUGGUAUCUACUACAAUAGUAGCACCUGUAAAUAAUUGGCUGCAUUCACUUUUUAGUCAACUUGAUGUUUAUUUAAACCAAAAACUUGUAUCACCACCUAAUAAUACCUAUGCAUAUCGAGCAUACAUGGAAACCCUUUUAAACUAUGCCCCUGCUGCUAAACAAUCUCAUCUUACUUGUAGUCUUUGGUAUGAGGAUACAGCAGGAAAAAUGGAUUCUACAGAUGGUAAAAACAUAGGAUUUGUUAAAAGACAGGAAUUGAUUAGUGAAAGUAAGGAAAUAGAAAUGAUUGGUCAUCUUCACGGUGACAUUUUUAACCAAGAUAAAUUUUUAAUUAAUGGUGUUGAAAUGAGUGUUAAAAUGGUUCGAUCAAGAGAGAGUUUUAAUUUAAUUGUUGGGUCGAACGAUGUAAAGUUUAAAGUUUGCAUUACGGACGCAACUCUUAUUGUGCGACGAGCACGAAUUAAUCCAAGUGUAUUACUCGCACAUCAAAAAGUUUUAGCUUCUACCACUGCUAAAUAUCCUAUUACUCGAGCUGAAGUAAAAGUUUUAACAAUUCCUUCAGGUGUUCAAGGAAAAACUCUUGAUAAUAUAUUUUUAGGACAGGUACCGAAAAGAUUUAUAAUUGGAUUUGUGAACAAUUCUGCAUUUAAUGGUUCCCUUACUAAAAAUCCAUUUAACUUUGAAAACUAUGGUAUUAAUUCUUUCAGCUUAUAUAUUGAUGGUCAACAAAUACCUUCAAAAGCUUUGCAACCAUCUUUUAAUAAUAGCAUAUUUACAUCAGCAUAUCAUACUCUAUUCUCGGGAACUGGUAUUCACUUUCUUAAUGAAGGAAAUGGAAUCUCUUGUGAACAGUAUGGCAAAGGUUACUGUCUAUUAGCAUUUGACUUAACUCCUGAUUUAUCAGCUAACUCAUCAACUCAUUGGAAUCUCAUAAAGCAUGGUAGUGUAAGAAUAGAAGUACGAUUUGAAUCCUCAUUAAUACAAACAAUUAACUGUAUAGUUUAUGCUGAGUUUGAUAAUAUUAUUGAGAUAGAUAAAAACAGAAAUGUUACUGUAGACUAUAGUAGUUAA
This is a messenger RNA of Parnassius mnemosyne (clouded apollo), 1314 nucleotides long. The record is from the annotation of a GenBank genome assembly. Lineage: Eukaryota; Metazoa; Arthropoda; Insecta; Lepidoptera; Papilionidae.